Molecule: messenger RNA, 591 nt
Organism: Penicillium subrubescens
Lineage: Eukaryota; Fungi; Ascomycota; Eurotiomycetes; Eurotiales; Aspergillaceae
Exons: 1
Coding region: 1-591 (196 amino acids)
Source: RefSeq, a predicted model, not a curated record
AUGAAACAAAUUACCAUGGCUACUCUCACCCCCACACCAAGAAUCACUCUAUCUCCCCCAAACCACCACGCCUCCAAAUCUCCAAACCCCAAAAACAAGGCUCCAUCCAUCGACUUUCUCACCGGUACCUGGCACGUCACACACUCCAGUCUACCCCUAUGGAAAGAUAAACGAAAUGUGAAAAUCACUUAUACACCUAUUCCCACCAACACCACCACCAACAACGCAGCAGGAGGUGAUCUCACUAAGUUGGACGAUCUGGUCCAAUAUCAAUCGCGGAACCCUUCAAACCCCAAAAUCCACACCGUCCAUGGUGUAGACACGCCCUCGCAAUCGAAUCCCGGUGCGUGGGAUUGGCGUGGGAAGGGGUGGUUGCUUAUUGCGUCGUCGAAUUGGGAGGUUUUAGGGUUUGGUUAUGAACCCAAGACUGGGACUGUGACUGAAGGCGAAGAGGAGCUGGGAAAUGCAUGGGUAGUUACUUAUUUUGCUAAGACGCUCUUUACGCCGGCGGGCAUUGAUGUUUAUUCAAGGGGUAAGGAGGGGGUUAGGGGGAUUUUUUGGAGGGGAUUAUGGGAGCUUUGCGGGAAUUAG